This is a messenger RNA of Pogoniulus pusillus (Red-fronted tinkerbird), 616 nucleotides long. It is a transcript of the gene PAM16, whose product is annotated as presequence translocase associated motor 16. The record is from RefSeq and is a predicted model, not a curated record. The coding region runs from base 172 to 546 and encodes 124 amino acids. The transcript has 5 exons. Lineage: Eukaryota; Metazoa; Chordata; Aves; Piciformes; Lybiidae. Gene Ontology annotation, cellular component: TIM23 mitochondrial import inner membrane translocase complex. Gene Ontology annotation, biological process: protein import into mitochondrial matrix.
GGCGCAGCACCGCCGGCACUUGGCGGGUCCUCCCGGUCGGUAACGGCCGCCAGGAGGCGCUGCUCGCCCUGCGGAGGGCCGCUCCGUCCUGCACCGCCGUCAGCUCAGUGGCUGCCGUGACCUUCGCUCUUUGACCUCGUUACCGCUGGGGGCGGAGCCGGCGGCGGGGACAUGGCCAAGUACCUGGCACAGAUCAUCUUGGUGGGGGCCCAGGUGGUCGGGCGGGCCUUCAUGCGGGCGCUGCGUCAGGAGUUAGCAGCAAGCCGAGCAGCAGCCGAUGCCCGAGGGCGCUCAGAGAGGCCCCAGUCUGCUGCCGCCUCCAGGAUCACCGGCAUCAGUCUCCAGGAAGCUCAGCAGAUCCUCAAUGUCUCAAAUCUCAACCCAGAGGAGAUUCAGAAGAACUAUGACCACUUGUUCAAGGUGAAUGACAAAUCGGUGGGAGGAUCCUUCUACCUGCAGUCCAAGGUGGUGAGAGCCAAGGAGCGGCUGGAUGAGGAGCUUCGCAUCCAGGCCAAGGAGGAGAAGGGUCGGAAAGCUGAGACGUGACUCCUGCUGCUCCUGCUCCAUUUCCCUUUCCUUUAACUUAUAGCUAGCCAAUAAAUACCAAUACAUCCAA